AGGAACAGGAUGAGGCCCUGGUCAUUUCCACGCCCAUCCCACCCACUUCCUGCCUCCCUCUUGGGCAACAAAGGGGCCUCGGGAAGCUGGGCCCCUUCGCUCCCGGCUCUGCUCCCACUCCUGCCCUGCUGAUGUGGAACGGGGUUUGGGGUUCUGCCGGGCUAUUGUCUGCGCUGGGGAAGGGGACAGGCCGGGACAGGGACCUCCGCCCGCAGCCGGCCGCACCAGGUCUCCCUGUGGGGCUUUCCCGACCGCCUACCCCACCGCAUGCCCCCGUCGCGCUAAGGAGUUUUCCUCCCAGAAUUAGGUGUUGACGGGGUCCGGAGCCCCAGUGGCUGCAAGGCCUUCUGCCUGAGAUUCUUUCAAGAAACUCUCAAAUCUCUUAGGCCUGAGUGUGUAUGUCGGGGGGGGGUCCCCUUUUUUCUCAAAUGACUUCCGGUUGUGCAGAGGUAGUGGGGGGUCUGGAGGCCAAGGAGGGCUUCCCGGAGCCUGUUUAGCCUGCAGCCGACUCAACUCCUCCCCGCUUCCCAGGGAGACCCGUGGUCUUUUAGGCAGAGGCCAAGUGUGGGGACUUAGGUCCACCUCCAAAGAGAAGGGGAAGGAGGGCACCAGGGCUCCUGGAAGGCCUGAUGAGGAGUCCCGUGGCCUCUCCUGCUGCGGGCCCCUCUGGUUUGCUUUCUCUGGCUGUGAUUUCUGACCAUGUCUUUUCCCUCAGCAGGACAGCUGGCCUGAAGCUCAGAGCUGGGGCUUGCGCCAUGGCCCCACACUGGGCUGUCUGGCUGCUGGCAGCAAGGCUGUGGGGCCUGGGCAUUGGGGCUGAGGUGUGGUGGAACCUUGUGCCGCGGAAGACAGUGGCUUCUGGGGAGCUGGCCACGGUAGUGCGGCGGUUCUCCCAGACGGGCAUCCAGGACUUCCUGACGCUGACGCUGACGGAGCAGACUGGGCUUCUGUACGUGGGGGCCCGAGAGGCCCUGUUUGCUUUCAGCAUGGAGGCCCUGGAGCUGCAAGGAGCGAUCUCCUGGGAGGCCCCUGCGGAGAAGAAGACUGAGUGUAUCCAGAAAGGGAAGAACAACCAGACCGAGUGCUUCAACUUCAUCCGCUUCCUGCAGCCCUACAAUGCCUCCCACCUGUACGCCUGUGGCACCUAUGCCUUCCAGCCCAAGUGCACCUACAUCAACAUGCUCACCUUCACUUUGGAGCGUGGAGAAUUUGAAGAUGGGAAGGGCAAGUGUCCCUAUGACCCAGCUAAGGGCCACACUGGCCUCCUUGUGGAUGGUGAGCUGUACUCGGCCACACUCAACAACUUCCUGGGCACGGAACCCAUUAUCCUGCGUAACAUGGGGCCGCACCACUCCAUGAAGACAGAGUACCUGGCCUUUUGGCUCAACGAACCUCACUUUGUAGGCUCUGCCUAUGUACCGGAGAGUGUGGGCAGCUUCACGGGGGACGACGACAAGGUCUACUUCUUCUUCAGGGAGAGGGCGGUGGAGUCUGACUGCUAUGCUGAGCAGGUGGUGGCUCGUGUGGCCCGCGUCUGCAAGGGCGAUAUGGGGGGCGCGCGGACCCUGCAGAAGAAGUGGACCACGUUCCUGAAGGCGCGGCUGGCGUGCUCUGCCCCGGACUGGCAGCUCUACUUCAACCAGCUGCAGGCGGUGCACACCCUGCAGGACACCUCCUGGCACAACACCACCUUCUUUGGGGUUUUUCAAGCGCGGUGGGGUGACAUGUACCUGUCGGCCGUCUGUGAGUACCAGUUGGAAGAGAUCCAGCGGGUGUUUGAGGGCCCCUACAAGGAGUACCGGGAGCAAGCCCAGAAGUGGGGCCGCUACACCGACCCUGUACCCAGCCCUCGGCCUGGCUCGUGCAUUAACAACUGGCACCGGCGCCACGGUUACACCAGCUCCCUGGAGCUGCCUGACAACACCCUCAACUUCAUCAAGAAGCACCCGCUGAUGGAGGAGCAGGUGGGGCCUCGGUGGAGCCGCCCCCUGCUCGUGAAGAAGGGCACCAACUUCACCCACCUGGUGGCCGACCGGGUUACAGGACUUGAUGGAGCCACCUAUACAGUGCUGUUCAUUGGCACAGGAGAUGGCUGGCUGCUCAAGGCCGUGAGCCUGGGGCCCUGGGUUCACCUGAUUGAAGAGCUGCAGCUGUUUGACCAGGAGCCCAUGGGAAGCCUGGUGCUGGCUCAGAGCAAGAAGCUGCUCUUUGCCGGCUCCCGCUCUCAGCUGGUGCAGCUGCCCCUGGCCGACUGCAUGAAGUACCGCUCCUGUGCAGACUGUGUCCUCGCCCGGGACCCCUAUUGUGCCUGGAGCGUCAACACCAGCCGCUGUGUGGCCGUGGGUGGCCACUCUGGAUCUCUGCUGAUCCAGCACGUGAUGAUCUCGGACACUUCAGGCAUCUGCAACCUCCGAGGCAGUAAGAAAGUCAGGGCCACUCCCAAAAACAUCACGGUGGUGGCGGGCACAGACCUGGUGCUGCCCUGCCACCUCUCCUCCAACUUGGCCCAUGCCCGCUGGACCUUUGGGGGCCGGGACCUGCCUGCGGAACAGCCCGGCUCUUUCCUCUACGAUGCCCGGCUCCAGGCCCUAGUUGUGAUGGCCGCCCAGCCCCGCCACGCUGGGGCCUACCACUGCUUUUCAGAGGAGCAGGGGGCGCGGCUAGCUGCUGAAGGCUACCUUGUGGCUGUCGUGGCAGGCCCGUCGGUGACCUUGGAGGCCCGGGCCCCCCUGGAAAACCUGGGGCUGGUGUGGCUGGCGGUGGUGGCCCUGGGGGCCGUGUGCCUGGUGCUGCUGCUGCUGGUGCUGUCACUGCGCCGGCGGCUGCGGGAAGAGCUGGAGAAAGGGGCCAAGGCUACUGAGAGGACCCUGGUGUACCCCCUGGAGCUGCCCAAGGAGCCCACCAGUCCCCCCUUCCGGCCCUGUCCUGAACCAGAUGAGAAACUUUGGGAUCCUGUCGGUUACUACUAUUCAGAUGGCUCCCUUAAGAUAGUACCUGGGCAUGCCCGGUGCCAGCCCGGCGGGGGGCCCCCUUCGCCACCUCCAGGCAUCCCAGGCCAGCCUCUGCCUUCUCCAACUCGGCUUCACUUGGGGGGUGGGCGGAACUCAAAUGCCAAUGGUUACGUGCGCUUACAACUAGGAGGGGAGGACCGGGGAGGGCUCGGGCACCCCCUGCCUGAGCUUGCGGAUGAACUGAGACGCAAACUGCAGCAACGCCAGCCACUGCCCGACUCCAACCCCGAGGAGUCAUCAGUAUGAGGGGAAACCCCCACCGCGUCGGCGGGAAGCGUGGGAGGUGUAGCUCCUACUUUUGCACAGGCACCAGCUACCUCAGGGACAUGGCAUGGGCACCUGCUCUGUCUGGGACGGAUACUGCCCAGCACCCACCCGGCCAUGAGGACCUGCUCUGCUCAGCACGGGCACUGCCACUUGGUGUGGCUCACCAGGGCACCAGCCUCGCAGGAGGCAUCUUCCUCUCUGUGAAUCACAGACACGCGGGACCCCAGCCGCCAAAACUUUUCAAGGCAGAAAUGUCAAGAUGUGUGUUUGUAUUUGCACGUGUGUUUGUGUGUCUGUGUGUGUGUAUGUGUGUGUGUGCACGUGCGUGUGCGCUUGUGGCAUAGCCUUCCUGUUUCUGUCAAGUCUUCCCUUGGCCUGGGUCCUCCUGGUGAGUCAUUGGAGCUAUGAAGGGGAAGGGGUCGUAUCACUUUGCCUCUCCUACCCCCACUGUCCCGAAUGUCGGGCAGCGAUGUACAUAUGGGGGUGGGGUGGACAGGGUGCUGUGCCCCUUCAGGGGGAGUGCAGGGCUCGGGGUGGGCCUAGUCCUGCUCCUAGGGCUGUGAAUGUUUUCAGGGUGGGGGGAGGGAGAUGGAGCCUCCUGUGUGUUUUGGGGGAAGGGUGGGUGGGGCCUCCCACUUGGCCCUGGGGUUCAGUGGUAUUUUAUAUUUGCCUUCUUCCUGUACAGGGCUGGGAAAGGCUGUGUGAGGGGAGAGAGGGUGGGACUGCUGUGGAUAAUGGCAUACUCUCUUCCAGCCCUAGGAGGGGGGCUCCCAACGGUGUAACUUAUUGUGUCCCCGCGUAUUUAUUUGUUGUAAAUAUUUGAGUAUUUUUAUAUUGACAAAUAAAAUGGAGAAAAUGAAACGA
Macaca mulatta (Rhesus monkey) is the source of this 4142-nucleotide messenger RNA. The record is from RefSeq and is a predicted model, not a curated record. NCBI's taxonomy places the organism in Eukaryota, Metazoa, Chordata, Mammalia, Primates, Cercopithecidae.